Parasteatoda tepidariorum (common house spider) is the source of this 2808-nucleotide messenger RNA. RefSeq names its product protein FAM91A1. The record is from RefSeq and is a predicted model, not a curated record. NCBI's taxonomy places the organism in Eukaryota, Metazoa, Arthropoda, Arachnida, Araneae, Theridiidae.
GCGCGUGAAUUGCUCCCUUAUAUAUUAUUUUAGAUAAAUGUAAAAGGAAGUGGAUAAACAGAAAUAGGUUGACGGAAGCAUAUUAAGCAGUCUGUAUGUUGUUUAGUUUAUUUUCAAAAUAAAUAGUUUUAUUAAAGGCGAUUUAAUUCCUUGGAUUCAUGUAAGAUUGUUUGAUCAUGAUUUUUCUUUUGUUUUAAAACAUUUUUGAAAAUGAAUGGAGACGUUGAAAUAUACAUACGCCAGAAAUGCCCGUGGACGAAACUUCCACCUUCUAUUAAACAGGUUCUGGGUGAUUCACAAAAAGCAUAUGAAAAACAAAUUAUUAAAUUCAGUAUUAGAAAUCAACUUCGCUUCAGAAGUAAUCUUGUGAAAGCUGUGAAGAAAGAUGAACGUGCUUAUUAUGAAGAACUGUUGCAGUACAGCCGAGAGCAUUUAAUGCUCUAUCCUUACCAUCUAUCUGAUUUUGUAGUUACUGGAAUGCGUAUUACUCCUUUUCAAUACUACAUUGCCAUGAUGCAAGAUUUAAUGGAACAAGAAAGAAGUUAUGAUUCUCUUCCAAAUUUUACUGCCACUGAUUGCCUUCGUCUGUUAGGAAUUGGGCGAAAUCAAUAUAUUGAGCUUAUGAAUCGAUGCCGCUCUUCAAAGAAAUUUUUUGGGGUUCGACGGAGACCUGUUAGAGAAUUACUCCCACCAAAACCUAUAGCAUCAUUAGUAAUUGAACCUUGGUGGAUUGUUCAUGUUGGUUAUGUUACAGAAGAUGAUAUCAAAAUUAUACCUGAAAAUGAAAAAAAAAUUAUCGACAAGAUUAUAGAUCAUGGACCUCAAAAAUGUGGAGAUUUGAAUGCUAGAGAUGUUAAAGCUUUAUACCGAAGAGGUCUCAUAUACCUUGAUGUACCAAUUGAUGACAAUGAUUAUGUUUGUGUUCCUCCUCUGGAAGGAUUUGUGAUGAACAGGGUGUUGGGAGACUAUUUGGAAAUACUUUUAUAUAAAAUAUUUGUUUCCAUUGAUGAACAUACACCUAUUGCUGAACUUGCCAAUGUUCUUCAAGUAGAGCUAGAACUUGUUAAGAAUGCAGUUUCAAUGUACUGCCGAUUGGGGUUUGCUAAAAAGAAAUGCCAAGAGGAUGUAACAUCUUUUCAUUCUUCUUGGGAAAUGCACUAUUCUUCUAAGCCUCAGAAGUUAAGUUCUGAUGACUCAGAUGAAAUGCUUUUAAAGUUUUCAGACUCAGACAGUUUUUAUUCUGGCCUCAUUCAUGAUGUGUGGGAGCGAGCUGACUCAGUGCCUUUAUUUUCUUCAACUGCAUCAAAACGUAUUGGAUUUCUAUUUGAUUCUACUCUUACGGCAUUCUUGAUGAUGGGAAAUUUAUCGCCUGGAUUAAAAAGUCAUGCUGUAACAAUGUUUGAAGUUGGGAAACUAUCUGAUGAAUCUAUGGAUAGCUUUCUGACUGAAUUAUCUAAGGUGGCCAAUGUGGGAGAAGGUGAAGCAAGAAGAUAUUUUGAUCAUGCUUUUUCUUUACGGGAUACAAUAAUAUUUCUUCGACAUAAUAAUGAACUUUUAUAUGAUUCUAAAAAUGAUAUAAGUGCCUCUAAUCCUAUUGGAUUGGAUUUACUCAGAUGUGAGAGCUUGCAAAAUUUAGAUCCUGAAACCUGUUCACGACUUUUAUUAAAAAAUUAUAGUUUACUGAUUUCAAUGUCUCCAUUAACAAAUGAAAUAAGACCUGUUAGCAGCUGCUCUCCAGCUCACCUAGGACCACCAAUAUCAGAAAUUAGCUCUGUUUGGUUCAAACUUUUCAUAUAUUUCAUAACAAAAUCUGGUCCUCCUUCAUUACUCUUAACAAAAGGUACUCGUCUUCGAAAACUACCUGAAGUAUUUAAGGGUCAUGAAAAGCUGUUGGUGACUACCUGGGCUCAUGAUCCUAGUACAGUCCUUAUGUCAAAUGCUUUGCCAAUACUUAAUGAUGCUUUAAAUCAUUCAGCAGUACUAGUGCAGGGUCAAGGUAGUCAAACAGAUUUCUUUUAUAUCCCUUUUCCUUUUUUAGACAGUGAUGAUGGAUCUAGUGAAACCUCAUUGAAUAUGCACCCAUCAAUAAAGAAGCUCAUGAAAGAUGUAGAUUUGUUACAUAGCUGUGGGUACAUAACGAUGAUUAAUGUAAAAAAAUCAAGUACAGUUUUAAAAAAUCAAGAUAAUUUUAAUUUUUCUUUGGAAAAACUUAAUAGAAAAUUAAAUUCCAUUGAAAACAAUGGUGAGAUUCAAUGCAACACAGAACCUUACAAAUCCAGAAUGGAUGAUGACAGUAUUCCUUUUACUCUCAGUGAUUCUACACACCUUAAAAAGGAAGAAAAUGUCUUAAAAAGGGAUGAAAAAGAUUGGAUAUUGUUAGACUGUUCAUUUGGCAUUCCAUUGUUCAAUGGCCUCUUGAAUAAAGAGGUUUGCGAAAGAAUAAACACUCAAAAACUUUGUCAUGGUUUCAGCUUGAAGAAUCUAAUUGCAUCUAAUAGGAAAUUGAGUCUUCUGGUUUUAAAAUUCAUUUCCAAUUAUCAGCCAAUAAUUAUGAAUCCUGAUAGUGGGCGUUAUUCAUCAUUCCCUCCUAAUCGCCCAGGAUGUGAUAUGGAACUUCCAUUACCUUCCAUUAAUUUAUUUUUUUGUGAUGGUCAGUUGUCAAUAUGGAAUAAAAAGUAAUUUUAUUGUUUGGUUUUGUAGUUGAAUAUAUACUCUUUUAAUGAAUAUAUUUUUACAUGCACUCUAUUUUGAAGUAAAUACAAAGUUUGUUCAGUCUUAUUACUUGUGAAAUAAAAUAUUUAUUUUAAA